AUGGAGACCUUCUCAGAUCACAAAUACCAUGCGCUCUCAGACUCGCUGCACCAGCUUGCCGAUGGCGACGAAGAUGGUGUCGGAGGUGAGGUACUGCAAGAGCGAGCUGCGAUAGCAAUCAAUAAAUCCGCGAUAUCUACUUACGAGCUCUUCAGCCGGGGACUGCUGAUCAUGCUCAUGUCGUUCACCCUCUUCUAUGCAGUUUAUUAUCUCACAGCAGUGACGGCGAUCACGGUCACAGUAGAUCUUAGCUACGCUACCUAUGAGGGACUUGCGCAUCCGAACGGUGUCACACACUGGCUGGGAAUGCGAUAUGCUGCGGCUCCUGUUGGCGAUCUGAGAUUUGCUGCUCCUCAAGACCCUCCUGCUGUUGACGGUGUACAAAAGGCCGACAAGCACGGAAAGAUCUGUCUCGGAACCGGUCAGAGUCCGCACAAGGGAGGAAAGUCAGAAGACUGCUUGUUUGUCGAUGUCUUUGCACCAACUCAUGCCACUAGCGAAUCGAAACUACCAGUCUAUUUCUUCAUUCAAGGUGGUGGCUUCAACUUCAAUUCCAAUGCAAACUACGACGGCAGCGGACUGAUUGCCGCUUCUGGCUACAACAUUAUUGUGGUUACUUUCAACUACCGUGUCGGUCCGUACGGAUUCAUCGCAGGUCGCGAGAUCGACAGUCUCAACAACGGCAUCAAGGAUCAACGGAAGGCUUUGCAAUGGGUGCAACGGCAUAUCAGGAGAUUCGGUGGCGACCCCAGUCAUGUUGUGCUUGGUGGAGAUUCAGCUGGUGCUACAUCCAUUGCUUUGCAUCUGACUGCCUAUGGUGGCCGAGAUGAUGGACUCUUCAUCGGUGCAGCGGCAGAAUCGGUCAGCUUCGCCACAAUCCUGACGGUUGAGGAGAGCCAGUAUCAAUACGACGAUUUCGCUGUGCGACUGGGCUGUGCACAUCGCAGCAGCUCAACAUUGGAAGCCAAGGGCUCAAGUACAACAGAAGAGAAGGACACGUUGGCCUGUAUGCGCUCGAAAACCGCCGCCGAACUACAAUCGGAGAAUGUCAACACACCAUAUCCUGGUUCGCAGAAACCACCAUUGUUUAUGUGGAACCCGGUGCUGGAUGACGAUCUGAUUCAAAACUACACAUACGCUGCCUUCGAUUCUGGCGCUUUUAUCUACGUACCUGUCAUCUUUGGUGAUGAUACGAACGGCGGCACGAUCUUUACCCCACGGUCGACAUCCAGCCUAAAACAGUCCGACACUUUUCUCCACGAUCAGUUUCCCUACCUGACUUUACAACAUCUCCAAAGAAUCAAGGAAUUCUUCCCUAACCAUGGUCCAGAUUUCCCCAACUCGGGUUCCUGGUGGCGUCAAUUAUCUAACGCUUACGGCGAUAUGCGGUACAUGUGUCCGAACUUGUUUAUUUCCAGCGCCUUCGCGCGCUAUGGUGUCAGUGGCAACUGGAAUUACAGAUACAAUGUGAAAGAUCCAGCACAGAUGAAGAAAGGACUGGGGGUGCCGCAUACAGCCGAGCUCGGCGCGAUCUGGGGUCCCGAAAAUGUUGGUGGUAGUGCUCCUUCCAGUUAUCAUGCCGGGGAGUCGAAUCAUUGGAUCGUGCCGCUCAUGCAGGGCUACUGGGCCAGUUUCAUCAGAGCGCUGGACCCGAAUGUGUAUCGGGUGGAAGGAGCGCCAAUGUGGGAGGAGUUUACUGCUGCCGGUGGAGGUGCAGGUGUACUUGUUGGUUCUGGCGAUGACAACGACACUGUGGAAGGCGAGCGAUGGCAGAGAAUGCUUUUGGACACCGAGAAGACCACCGGCAUGGAGAAUGUGAGCACUUCGGUCCGUGCACGGUGUCACUAUCUGAGCAGCAUUGGGGUUGCAAUUCGACAAUGA
Exophiala xenobiotica is the source of this 1881-nucleotide messenger RNA. RefSeq lists its product as uncharacterized. Bases 1 to 1881 code for a protein of 626 amino acids. The transcript has 2 exons. Lineage: Eukaryota; Fungi; Ascomycota; Eurotiomycetes; Chaetothyriales; Herpotrichiellaceae. The record is from RefSeq and is a predicted model, not a curated record.